AAAGUGCUGGGAUUACAGGCGUGAGCCACCGCGACUGGCCUAGGAGAAGCUUUUCUUUCACUUGCUUUUGCUUUUUAGGACUGGGAGGGCCCACGCCCCACGUGCAGUGACGCAAGGGUGACGCAAGGGCGACGCAAGGGCGACGCACGCCACGGCCGUUUGGAGCCGGAGACUCAAACAUGGCAGCACCACCUUCUCCGGGAAGGACGGCCGACCAGGCAGACCAGGUAUGCACCUUCCUCUUCAAAAAGCCUGGGCGGAAAGGGGCUGCAGGCCUCAGAAAGCGCCCGGCCUGCGACUCCGAGCAUGGAGAGAGCGGCGGCAGCGGGGACGAGGGCGACGCAGUGGCUCGGCCCCCGCGGGUGGCACCGAGGCCCCGGGGCCUCCACAGCUGUCAGAAGGCGGCUCACGGCGACCGGAGGGGCGAGGAGGCAGCGCCUGAGAGCCUCGGCAUAGUGUACAGGUCCACCCGCUCGGCGAAGCCUGUGGGGCCGGAGGACAUGGGGGCCACCGCUGACUUCGAGCGGGACACUGAGAAGGAGCACCAUACGCAGACCAUCUUCAAACGCAGCCAGCGGGUCCAGGAGGCAUUGUGGGGCCGGGAGCACGACCAGAUCUACCGGGGAAUCAACAGCUACCCGAGGUACCUGAAGCCCAGGGACACGUCCAUGGGCAACUCCUUCUCGGGGAUGGCGAGGAAGGGCCCCAUCCGUGCGCCCGGGCACCUGCGCGCCACUGUGCGCUGGGAUUACCAGCCCGACAUCUGCAAGGACUACAAGGAGACCGGUUUCUGCGGCUUCGGGGACAGCUGCAAAUUCCUCCACGACCGUUCCGAUUACAAACACGGGUGGGAGAUUGAACGGGAGCUUGAAGAGGGUCGCUACGGUAUCUGCCAGGAUGAAAACCAUGAAGUAGAAAGCGAGGAAGAGGAAAUACCAUUCAGGUGUUUCCUAUGUCGCCAGGCCUUCCAAAACCCAGUCGUCACCAAGUGCAGGCAUUACUUCUGCGAAAGCUGCGCGCUGGAGCAUUUCCGGGCCACCCCGCGCUGCUACGUCUGUGACCAGUCAACCGGUGGCAUCUUUAACCCCGCCAAAGAACUGAUGGCAAAACUGCAGAAGCUUCGGGUUGCGGAAGGUGGGAGCAAUUCCCAUUUCACAGAAGACCCAGGUGAGGGUCCAAUUCCCAUGGCUUAGGUUUCCCAUAAUUCUCACAUUUAAAAAUAAAUUGUGUUGUUCUUUUAAAAGAACAACAAAAAGAGAUGAGAAAGACUCAAGUCUGUUUGGACGCUGGGGAGAAGCAGCCUGUUGAAUAAGAUGAGAGAGAUGACAGUCCUCCUGCAAUCCCAUGCCUGAGUAUGUAACCAAAAGAAUUGAAAUCCGGAUCUCAGAGGUAUUUGCACUCCCAUGUUCACUGCAGUAUUAUUUGCAAAAGCCAAGAGGUGUAAACAACCCAAGUGUCCAUGGAUGGAUGAAUGGACAAACAAAAUGUGAUACAUACACACAAUGGAAUGCUAUUAAGCCUUAACAGGAAGGAAAUCCUUUUAAAGAUUUAAACGGAUCCUUUUAAGGAUCACAUGCUACAACUUGAAUGAACCUUGAAGACGACACUGUGCUAAGUGCAAAAAAGACAAAUAUACUGUAUGAUUUUUCACUGAGGUAACUAGAGUUGUCAAAAUCACAUAAAAAGAGUCGAAUGGUGAUUGCCCGGGGCUAGAAAGAGCGGGAGUGGGGAGCUGUCGUUUUAAUGGGUACAGAGUUUGAGUUUUGCUAGAUGAAAACUUUAUAAAACUGUUACACAUCAAUAUGUAUAUGGUUAAUAUGAGUGAACACUUAAAAUGGUUAAAGGUACAUUUUAUGUUUUGUACUAUAAUUUUUUUUUUUCAAAAAAGCUAAGAGAUACCAGAGAAGGAAGGAAUGAUGGAACCAAGACUGGGAGGGAGUGGAGAGGAUGGGGUUCAAGAUUUAGCAAAAGAGCAAAUAAAGUAUAUCAGUUAAGAACCAAGGAGGAGAGGAGUUGACAGAAGAAUAUCCACGCUGAAGUUUGGAUUUGAUUUUGUUUGGCUGAUGUUAACAUCCUCUCACUUAAAAUGGCAACAUAUUCCUCUCCCAAGACAAAUACCAACAGAUCCACCCUGAGUUCCUCACAAGGAACUGACACAGAUUAUGUAAAUUUUCAUGAGAGCCUAUCUCAUAUCUCAACUUUGGCUGUGAAUUCCUUGAAGACUGAAACCAUGUCUCACAUAUUUCCUGUUUUUUAAUGGCCAACAGGUAGCUCAAUAAAAAGUUAGUGAAAAGUCAGUCAAACCAAGCUUCCUAGCAGUCGGCUAUCCAAGCACCUGCUGCAGAGCGAACUUCAGCAAAACUUUCCAUUUGAUUUUGAUCUUGAACCACACCCAUCCACCCACCCACCACCAUGGCCAGGUUCCAGGCAAAAGCAGAGCAGUAGUUGAGGGCACAGAUCCAGGAGCGAGACAGGAUUCAAGUCAUGGUUCUACCACUUACAGCUGCAUGACCUUGGGUAUGUUACUUUACUUCUCUGUGCCUCAGUUUCCUCAUACGUAGUAGUAUCUAUCUCACAGGGUUGUUUUGAAGCAAAAACUAACAUAUUUAGAACAGUGCCUGACAUAUAGUAUGUGCUGUAAGCAUAUUGAUUAUUAUAAUUCGAGCAGGGAAAAUGGCAGCUUGAUAGUCGACAAGGCAGACAGUUCAAGUGCCCCAUAAAAGUGAGCCAUUAAUUCUGGCAUUUCACAUAGAGCUUUCUCUAAAAAUUGUCCUUGCCAAAGCUAACAACACAAAGCUUGUGUACAAUGACUUACUGGGCCCUCCCCCUAAGUCCCUCCGUUUUUGUCAGUUCUGUCAAAGGGCUAUUUUAUUCACUUUCAAGCCUUCCAGAAACAUUUGGAACCUGCAUAAAAGAAGAAAUAUGAAACUUUCAGGCACUCCGAAGCAGAAACUCUAAGCUCUGGCUCCAGCAUUUUCCUCGCAAGGCUCACUUGAGUUUCUUUACAAUGCUUCAUGUGUGUUUUAGACUCCCUCAUAGACGAUGGACUCAGCUACACUCGUGAACCUUGUCAAUAAGUGCUCCAAGUCACCAACCUUUUGAAAACAUUCCAAAUACGCACUAAGAUAUAUAGUUCUUAUUCCAUUUUUUAAAUGACAGAAUAAGGUUCAUGAUCGAUCAUUUGCAAAAUUAAGCAGAAAGGCGAUCAUUGGUAAGCAUUGCUGAAUUUGGCAAUUUGGUUUACUAACAGAGUGAGUAAACAAAAGCUGCUAGCAUUUUGGCCGAUUUCCUUCCAGUCUUUUCUCUGUGUAUUUUCCAUAUUAACGUAUGAAAUAAACAUUCUGGAGUUGGAAGGAAAGAAGCAAGCAGGACCGUGUGGGAGCUGAGUCCUUCCCAUCACCACACUCCAAGGUCACAACGCUGGAGCGACCCCUCACAGACUUUUGCUGAAAUAGCGGAGAACAGGGAUGAGGACAAUCUCCCAUCAGCACCACACCACCUUACACAGCACACUGCUGGGGAAGUGAAGAGCAGUGUGGGGCCAGCUGGCUUUCAAAGUUAGCACCGUGGUUACCAGCACUUUAUCCUGUCUGGAUCGGGUCCUACCACAUCACACCCCAACCCCUAUCCUUCCUGUCAAAAGAACACCUCAGCCAGGCUGCAGUUAAGCAACAACUGACUUGACCUUUUUUCUGUUCACUGAAGGCACACCUAAUGGUCAGUAAGUCCUUCUGAAUCAACAUGAGCAACGUGAGAAAAAUCUGGCAAAACCAAACAGUGCUUUGAUGUUUUCAUUAAUUUGCUGG
Messenger RNA from Cercocebus atys (sooty mangabey), 3806 nucleotides. RefSeq names its product ring finger protein 113B (gene RNF113B). Gene Ontology annotation, cellular component: U2-type spliceosomal complex. The record is from RefSeq and is a predicted model, not a curated record. The coding region runs from base 180 to 1193 and encodes 337 amino acids. Gene Ontology annotation, biological process: snoRNA splicing. NCBI's taxonomy places the organism in Eukaryota, Metazoa, Chordata, Mammalia, Primates, Cercopithecidae. Gene Ontology annotation, molecular function: metal ion binding. The transcript has a single exon.